Molecule: messenger RNA, 1521 nt
Organism: Talaromyces proteolyticus
Lineage: Eukaryota; Fungi; Ascomycota; Eurotiomycetes; Eurotiales; Trichocomaceae
Product: putative N-alkane-inducible cytochrome P450
Exons: 4
Coding region: 1-1521 (506 amino acids)
Molecular function (GO): heme binding; iron ion binding; oxidoreductase activity, acting on paired donors, with incorporation or reduction of molecular oxygen, reduced flavin or flavoprotein as one donor, and incorporation of one atom of oxygen
Source: RefSeq, a predicted model, not a curated record
AUGAUGGAUCCUUCUCAACAUCCCAUCAUUUCUCUGCUGAUUUUAAGCGUCAUCUUUCUUAUCGUCAAGAACGUGUAUAAUUCUUUGCGCUCACACUUGCGAGCCAGAGCUCUCGGAUGCCAACCUGGCGUGUAUGGUCCAUCAGGUCCCUUUGGGUUAGGAUUUUUCAUGAAAAUCGCCAAAGCCGCGAAAGAAGGAAACAGGAUUCACCUGCACGACGACCUAUACAAGAUCCACGGCAACACUUUCAAGCAAAGAAUCCCCGGCAAUGAGAUUCUCUUCACUAUCGAACCCGCAAAUGCCAAAGCCAUUCUAACAGCUCAGUUCGAGGACUUUGGCCUCGGCCACCGGGCAAAGACGUUUUGGCCAUUACUCGGUGACGGGAUUUUCAAUGCAGAUGGCCAUAAAUGGGCACACGCGAGAACCUUGUUGCGGCCCCAGUUUACGAAAGACCAGGUUGCCGACUUACAGCUCAUGGACGAGCAUAUUAAGACCUUUAUCGAAGCUAUUCCGAAAGACAAGUCGAUCUUUGAUAUCCAACCGUUGUUUUUCGCCUUCACAAAUAGCUCAUCCACCCAUUUCUUAUUUGGCGAAUCCCUCGCUGGGCCAAAAUCCUCGUCUGGCAGUGGCGCCGCAGAAUUCGGCCGUGCAUUUGACAAAUCCCUUGAAUGGGUUAGUCGACGCCUCAGUGCACAAAAACUAAGCUUCCUCGUCGAUGGAAAUAAGGAGUAUACAUCUGCAUGCAAAUUUGUGCACGACAUCGCCGACCACUAUGUUCGGUUAGCUUUGAAUGCACGAACGGAGUCGAGAAAGUCCAGCCGAUACAUUUUCCUGCAGGCUCUGGCCGAUGAUACACAGGACCCGAAGGUGCUGAGAGACAACAUUUUGAAUCUGCUGAUUGCCGGUCGUGACACCACGGCGAGCUUGCUCAGUUCCGUCCUCUUUUACCUAUCCCACUCUCCGAGCGUAUGGAAGCGACUGCGCCAGGAAUUAAUUGACGAAUUCGGCGAUCUCACACAUCCAACUGGUGAAAUUACACACGCAAAGAUCAAAAACUUGCGAUAUCUGCGAUAUGUCUUGAAUGAGACACUUCGGUUGCUUCCACCUGUCCCUAUUAAUAGUCGCAUGGCGCUCAAAGACACGUCACUACCAUUGGGUGGCGGGCCUGACGGGAAGUCUCCGGUCUUUGUCAAGAAAGGCACUAUCAUCCCAUUCAGUCUCUAUACGAUGCACCGCCGGAAAGAUAUAUGGGGCCCAGACGCCGAGCAUUUCCAGCCUGAGCGAUGGGAAAAGGACGGUUUAGUGCGCACAUGGGAGUAUAUCCCGUUCAAUGGCGGGCCGCGCAUUUGUCUUGGUCAACAAUACGCUCUUAUUGAAGCCAGUUAUAUGCUUAUACGCCUGGUACAGAAUUUCGACCAGCUUGAGAACGAUGGUGGCAGUCCAAUGCCUAAUGCUAAGGUCGACUUGACAUUGACGCAUCGCAACGGUGUGAAUGUGCGGCUGUAUAAAAGCAGCUCGUGA